CACAUUGCUCGGGCGGCGAUAAGAUAAGCAGCCCUGACUCGCUCAAGCAUGUGUGUGGUAUGUGUUUGUGGACGCGUUUUCCCCUUGUGGUGCGGCCCGGAAGUGGGCAAGGGCGUAUUGUCGGGGGCCGAUGUUUGACGAGGCGGCGCGCAGAGUAAACAGAUCAGGUGCUAAGGUUGCUGCUGAUGGGCCAAAACCGACCGACUAGCAAAUGGCAUGAUUGUUUGCUCAGCCAGGGUUGCGGACGAGCGGCGGGUUCACACCAUGUUUUUUUUUUACGUCCUACCUUGACGACGAGUACUUCGGCCGGCGAGCUCCGAAGAGCUCCCGGUAAUUAGCAUCUGAAGGGGCACCGAAAAGGGCCCCCUUCGAUGUAUAGCCCUGAGCCGGACAGUCGGAUGUGGGAGAGACCGUGUGGCGUGUGAUCGCCGUCUCGCUCCUGACAGUCGGGACACUGCGGCAGGCGAAGACGACAUUCGCCAUUUAGCGAGCUACAUGUACAACAAUAUGCAGCCACCACCACGCAGUCGGUCACGGAGCUGUGUUAACAGCCCGUGUCCAUAUCGAUGUGCUUUUCAAUGACGUUAGUUUUGCUCGUCGAACAACAACAACAAAAAAAAGAGAGUAACACACCAAGCGACGAAACCCAACCACCAUUUAGAUAAGGCACCCAGAGCACACCCAGGGCCCCGGUACUUUCGAUAAACAUGAAAUUAAACAUACUGAACCCUUCUCUCCACCACACUACCGUACUGUUUCCCCGCUCCGGGCCCAUAAUCAACGCGUCUGUAUCAACGCGUACGUGCAGUCAGUGCGUAUUCUGCCAUGCUCGUUUGUGUGUUUGUGUGUGUGUGUGUGUGUGUGUGGGUUUUGGUGGAAAACAAACAAUCGCUAAAGAGUGUGCGUGUGUGUGGAAGCACCCUUUUUGGGGUGCGGUACUACCCCGCUACCGUUCUUGUAGGGGCGAUGACACAACAACAACCUGCCUUGUUGUUUGGUUGCUGCCCCGAGUGCGAGAGCCAUUUUGUGUCAAGGUUUUUAGCGGGUUUCAUUUCUGUGUGUCAUGUGUGUGUGUGUGUAUGUGUGUAUGUGGAGUGUUCAUUUCUCGUAUAUCACUGCAUGCGUGUGGUGACUGGUGUGGGUCCCAGGGUGGGUGUUUGCCUACCUGUGCUCUACACACUGGCACCGUUAUCAGCGCUGCGCUGUCCGAUAACGGGGCAGAGGUAGCCAACUUAUCUGCAGCUUUUCGAAGAAAUUAAUUUCUUCCCAAUGAACCGAAAAACUAAAAUCGAAACCUAUGCAAACACAAGUGUAUUCUGACAUUUAUGUUGUUGGCAUAGAAACGGUGAGACAACCCUGUAGCCACCUGGAAUGAAAUUUAAGACUCAUACAUUAAAUCAAUAGACACACACACACACACACACACACACACACACACACACACACACACACACACACACACACACACCCAUUUCCAAUUAUUGGGGGACUGCUUCACAAUACUAGCCAGUCUUUCUAGAUGUAGUUUGACAGUCGACGGCUGAAAUCGUGUCAACACUACACCACAAAUCCACACGCGAAACCAUAGGCUCCGAUUUCCAGCCUAGAUUAUUUCAGCAUUGAAAACAAUGCAAUCAAACGCCGAUGAAUGCUGAAUAUUGGGGCCUUUCACGAUACUAGACGCCUUUUUUAUAUGGAGUUGGAGUUGGACAGUUGGCGGCUGAAAUCAUGUCAACAUUCCACAAAAAAAACUGCACACAAACCAAGUCUGCGAUUUUCAGCCUAGAUUAUUUCAGCCGCAAAGCUAGAAUUAUAUUCGAGUAUUUCCUGGAAAAAAUGGCAAACCAAGGUCGUGUUUUCAUUUAUCCCAAGAUGCAUUAAAGAGAUCAGAGUGUCAUUCAAAUUGGGCCAUAAAAAAUAGGCUAUGUGACUAACUGGUCUGCAUACACUUUGGAAAUUUGUAUGUCUCCCACAAUGUCGCCCAGCAGAAGCGAUAUAUAUCAACCUUCUAGAUAUAUACACCUUGGGAUACGUCCACCUGUAUAUUAUACAAAGUGUAGUAGCUGCUCGAAAACUGCUAUACAAUGCAAACAGCUGACAUGAUAAAAUGUCAGCUUUCUGGCUUAAAACUUCCAAAGGAUCAUUGUUGGGAACUCAUUUUGAAGCAGCAUUUUACUAACUGCUUAAUGUAUUUCCGCACGUAGGCUCCAAUUUCACGCGUAUUUUGCGCAUGUUAUUUGAUGCUAAAUCCAUUUCUACCGUGGCUGACAUUCAAUGUCGGACAACAAUUUGUCUGCUAGAUCAACGCAUUCUAAGAAAUGAUGUAUGUGCAUACGUUUGGUUCUUCUUCUUGGGACAUUUGUUUGAAAUACCCUCUUCACAAGUUCACCAAAAUGGUCCGUAUUAAUAGAAUUACUUCACUUAUUUUUAUGUUGGAAACCUCUUAAAUUGGCUUAGACGUAACUAUUUUUUCCGUCACGUGUAUGCCUAAGCAGAAAUUAUCCAUUACAAAAAAAUUUGAACCGUUUAAGUGGGUCUGGUACGCUCGGCCAAUUAAUUAUCUCCAAUCGUUUUUAGUUUUGACGUAUAAAGUCGGCAAAAACUCAUCACAUUUGACACUAUAAAGAUAUUCGAUGCUUCGGUUGGAGAUUAUCGAUCAAAUGGUGUGUUCGCAAAUAGUACACGAAGCAACAAUUGGUCAACACAAAUUAGUCCGAUGCCGCUCUGUUUCGUCAGUUCCUUUAGACUCUGUAUUUAGCUGGGUUUUUUUUUUUCGUUUACGCUUGCAGUAGGCUACAUACUUUACGCAAGUGCACGCGGUCAUAGCAAUUGUACCACGUAGACGCGCACUGCGCAUGGAUGCCAUACGUGCGGCGAAUUAAUUUGAAUUUGACCCAUAUGGUCAGCUGAUGGAAGUGGGUAUCAUCGGCACCACUAGCCGCCAACACUUUUAAUAAGCCCCCCCCCCCCCCCCCCCACCCCAUGAGUAUCAACUUACCCAACACAGUUGGCAUCCCGAUUGGGCGAUUUGCCAUGCCUGGCGCGCACACACGGUAAGCCCGUCCCUCGGCCGCCCUCUGCCGAUUCGGAAGGAAAGUUCGCCGUAUUUCGCUCGCCACGCGGGAUCGAGUUCCCGCGGGGAGCGAAAGAUAACGUGCGCGCUUGUGUGUGUGUGUGUGUGUAUGUUGUUUUUUUAUCACAUUCUUCGCACCGUACCAGCGCGUUAUCAGCGUUAGGGGGGGAACUCGCGGGCCCAGCUCAUCGGGUGCAGAAGGAAUCCGCGGAUGCGCUCGCCGCGCGACAGGUUGACAAAUCACCGGGAACGUUGCUGCCCUGUGGUCGUGUGUACGGACGGAGGAGAUAUCCUCUUUCGCUUUACCGAGGGACACAGUGUGUGAAGAUUUUUGGAGCUGCCGUUUGGCACAACACAGCAAAGAAGAAAAGAAACAAUAGCAUCGGCUUGUAUAAGGGCGUGGUGCGUGCUGCCGCAGACGCACCGUCAACAAUCAACCUUCGACGGCGACGACGACGUCUCUGUGGUGCUUUAAGUGACGCUUGGUAGAGGGGUGCUAUCAUCAACCCCCUGACCCCACCACCACCAACCAUCCCCUCAUCCGUGUGCGAUGAGUCACGCCCUGUCGAUGCGGGUUCGAUCUCUCUUGGCAGCGUUGUUGUUCCAGGCAGCAGCGUAAGGGCCGUAAUUACAAAUUGGUCCCGCCGGCUCGCCCUAAUUGAAGGUGGCCCAGCUAGUGGCUGGCCUGUACGACACGGUAGCGAGUAACCCUGCCCCACUUGGGGCCGCUAGUGUUGUCUGCACGCUCAAAUAAAGCACACCACGCGUCGUUUCAGCCCCGAAAUCGCGCAAUAGUUUGCCCCCCAAAAAGAAGAAUCCCCAAGAAGAAGAAGAAGAAAACAGUGUGAAGCAAGUGUAUCUGUGUGUGUGUGUGUUUUGGUCAUAAUAAACCCCGGAGGGAAGGAUGUUUUCGGUCAAGUUUAAAGUGAAGGACGGUGGGAAGGGCGGCCCGGGCCGGAAGGGACCGGGCCGGCCACUGUCCCGCCGGUCGUCCGGUGCGUCCUCGUUCCGGUCGAGCGGCACCAGCGGGUCGCUCCCGCCCGCCAGCAUCCUGUCGAGCGGGAAGAAGAAGGGCGGCCGGAAGGACGACAAGCGGCGCAUCCGCAUCAUCACCGCCGUCAAGGAUGGGCGGACGGGGCCGGCGGGUAAGGGCGGCGGUGGCGGCGGUGGCACUUUCGCCCUGUCGUCGUCAUCGUCGCCGAUGUUUGGGAAGCGGAAAGUCUACGACGACACGCUCGACACGUACACCGCGCUGAAGGAGGAACGGCUGGAGAUACACAUCGAGCGUACGUCCGCCGGGCUCGGGCUGAGCAUUGCCGGUGGGCGCGGUUCCACCCCGUUCAAGGGCGACGACGAGGGCAUCUUUAUCUCACGCGUCACCGAGCGGGGCCCGGCGGACCUGGCCGGCUUGAAGGUCGGCGAUAAGGUGCUGAAGGUGAACGGUAUCUCCGUGGAGGACGCGGACCAUUACGAUGCGGUCGAGGUGUUGAAGGCGUGCGGCUCCGUGCUGAUACUGUACAUUGCCCGCGAGGUGACGCGCCUGAUCGGCCAUCCGGUGUUCGACGAUACGGGCUCGGUCGCGCAGAUCAGCGUGUCCGACCAGGACGCGCUGAAGCCGCCGCCCCUGGUGGGCGCACCGCUGGGGCUGCCGACCGUGGACGGUGCGGGCGUACCACCGUACAUGGGCGCCCUCUCCCCCAACACGGUCGGUUUGCCGAACGGUGGUGCUGGUGGUGGUGUUGGUGGUGGCGCCCUGGACAUGCCGAACGGGAACGAAAUCACGCAAAAGAUCAUCCUGCACACGACGCUGAUCCGGGACCAGAUCGGCCAGGGGCUAGGUUUCAGCAUUGCCGGCGGCAAGGGCCACGCACCGUUCAAGGACGGCUCCGAGGGCAUCUACAUCUCCCGGCUGACCGAGAACGGGGUGGCGCACAAGGACGGCAAGAUAAUGGUGGGCGAUCGGGUGCUGGCGAUUAACGGAGUCGACAUCACGAACGCCCAUCACGAUUACGCGGUGCAGCUGCUGACCGAUCAUCAACGCUUCGUGCGCCUGGUGGUGCAGCGGGAAGUGAAGGGACCGCUGGAACCGCUGCACAGCCCCCGUAGUCCCGUCGUCGGUCCGAAUAGGCCUUCCGCCGCCGCUGCCGGCGCCUACCUGCCCAACCGGCUCGCCACUACCUACACCGGUUACCGGCGCACGGCCGAAGACGGUCAGGAGCAGGUUGCUGCCGCCCAGCAGGCCCACCAUCACCAACACCACCAGUCGCCCGACAGCGAACCGGCGGCGAAGGUGGUCGAGGAGCAGCAACAGCAGCAAAAGGUAACUGGCGGGGCUAAUGCACUUUCACCUAGCUCCUCAUUUGCACCGCACACGUCAUCCAACGCCCAGCAGCAGCAGCAGCAGCAGCAGCCUCCGCUGCCUGCACCGCGUACAGUAUUAAUGCAAAGCGUAAAUAACAAACACGGCACCGCUAACAUCAGUAGCUUGCCGGACGGCGGCACGAAAGGUAACGGCAAUGGCGUAAUAAUGCACACACAGCAGCAGCAGCACCAGGAGCAUCCGAUGGAAGCGCCCCCGGUGUCGGCCACGAAUAAUGGGGUGGUAGCGCACACGGCUGCCACUAGCGACGACCCGCAGGUUGCAGCGAGGCCCAUGACCAGCGCAGACUUUCAGGCCAUGAUACCGUCUCACUUUAUCAGCGGCGGCGGGCGGCAGGUAACCGUGGACAAGUCUGACCACGGCCCGUCGGUAACGGUGACGGUGCAGAAGGCCGUGCCGGACAUGCCGAUGUUGCCGCCGGCACCGACCGAGCUCGGCACCGUCACGGAAACGAUUACCAAGUCAACGUUCACUGAGACGGUAAUGACCCGGGUCACUGACAAUCGCUUGUUGGAACCACUAAUCAGCGAGGAGGUUAUCCUGCCGAAAGAUCAGGGUUCGCUGGGCUUCAGUAUUAUCGGUGGCACCGACCAUUCCUGCACCCCGUUCGGGGCAAACGAGCCGGGAAUAUUUAUAUCGCACAUCGUUGCCGGCGGAAUUGCGGCCCUCUCCGGUAAGCUGCGCAUGGGUGACCGCAUCCUGAAGGUGAACGGUACCGAUGUGACGCAGGCCACCCACCAGGAGGCGGUCAUGGAGCUGCUGCGACCGUGCGACGACAUCAAGCUUACCGUACAGCACGAUCCGCUGCCGGCCGGCUUUCAGCAUUUUGAAAUAGUUGCAUUAAACACUGAGGAGGUACACAUCGUCAAGCAGGACGGCGAACGGCUCGGCAUGCAUAUCAAGGGCGGGCUGAACGGGCAGCGCGGCAACCCGCUGGACAACGCGGACGAGGGCGUGUUCAUCUCCAAGAUCAACGCGAACGGGGCGGCCAAGCGCGACGGCCGGCUGCGCGUGGGCAUGCGCAUCCUGGAGGUGAACGGGCUGUCGCUGCUCGGCGCCUCCCACCAGGAGGCGGUCGAUGCGCUCCGCGCGUCCGGCAGCAAGCUGCACCUGGUCGUGUGCAAGGGCUACGAGAAGUCGGACCUGCUGCAUCUGGCCGGCAGUGCCGGUGGCAUGAGCACCGGGCUUAGCAACAACGGUGACAGUGCGCGAAUCGGGUCCCGCGCAUCCGAAACGGGAUCGGAGCUUAGCCAGAGCGUGUCCAGCCUCGAUCGGGACGAUUCGGUAAUAAUGGCCGAAGCGCACCGGAAGCUAAGCGUGGACAAGAUCGACGAGGAGACACUGCCCCCGCAGCCCGCGGUCCACGAUCACCAUCCGAUCGACCAGCCCGAACCACCUACCUCCCAAGCCCUUAUCAGUGUCAAUCCGAACGACCAGCAGGUGGCGAUCGGUCCGAAGGAGAAAAGCACCCCCGAGAAGGUACUGGAUAUCGUUCGUGCCGCCGAAUCGCUAGCGCUCGGCAGCCAGCUAGUCGAGAACGGGCCGCCCAAGUCGCCGACCGAGGUGGCGUCCGAACCGCUGCAGAAAACGACCACUAUCGUGAUGUCCAAGCACACCCUCGAUACCCAGGCACCUCAGGUCGAGCGCCGCUUCGGAAGCGUCCGGUCGUUGUCGCAUGCGAACGAACCUCCCAUCUCCUCAAUUAACUCCUCCACCGCCACGGUAGCGACGAACCCCGCUACCACCGAUACUAACUACCACCACCCCCCGAAGGGUGACCAGAAGAUUGUGCGACCCCACCGACCACCGCCGCCGCCGCCACCGCCACUGGCAGCAGCAUCCACCCACACCACCGCCACCACUACCACCACCAUCCCAUCACCGUCCGCUGGGGCGUAUCUGGACCGUCCGCCGAGCACGAAACCACCGCCUCCACCGCCGAAGGUGGAACCGGGCAGCUCCUCGUCCACCACCACCACCACCGCCACCUCGCACCGCAAAUCAGUUAGCUUCGAUCUGCACGAAGAUGCGCACGGGUUCGAUACGGCGCUCCAUCAUGCGCGGGCCGCCUUCGCGGGUCCCUCGCCGACGCCCGACCUGAAGGGCAUUUUGCGCGCGAGCAGCCCCUCCAAUCGCAGCAGCAGCUCGACGCCGGAAGGUGUGCAGCAGGUGCAGCCGACGGUGGCAAACUUGGAUAGCGAUCCGGACACCGAUUCCGACACCGGCACCGAAUCCGAUACCGAUUCCGAUGCGUCCGGUGAUUCGCACGAGCUGCUGCCGGCGGCACCCGGCGGCCAGCUAGCAAGGGAGCAGCCGCCCGCCAGCAAUCCGAUCCGCAGGGCGGAGGUGGUGCGCAACCAGGCCGCUCGCAAGCUGCAGGAAGAGUUCGGGCAGGGCGAUCUGGUCGAGUACGAGCACGACACGGCGACGAACACGAUCCGGGAGGUGUCGGUAGGGCCCGGCCCGGCAGCCCGCGGUCGGCCCGAGCGCGUCGAGAUGCUGCCGGCGAAGUUCGAAACGCUGCCGGUGAAGCGGACGGCCCAGUUCGUGCACGAAAACACGCCGAACAAUCUGCUGGUGCCGGACGAGGUCCAUCGCCAGGUACUGCUGGAGGAGAACGAGGUGCGCAACAAGCUGCUGGCACAGUACGCCCACGAACAGCAGCAGCAGCAGCAGCAGCAGCAGCAACAUCACCACCAUCACCAGCAGCAGCACAUGUACACCAUGCACCAUCACCACCACACGGGCGAGCUGUUGGGCCGGGUGCCUUCGCCGUACCACCUGUACGAUUCCGGAACCGCGUCCGUGUCGCCCCUGCCGUCCCACUACAUCCCGGGCAGCAGCAGCAGCAGCGUGUACGAUCAUCACCAGCAUCUGGGCAAGCUGGGCGGUCCACUGUCACCACCGCCGCCGCUACCAUCCACAGCACCACCGUCCGACGUUGGCUACCACCACCACCAUCUGCCGCAGAUCUACCCGCCCGUCCAGAUCCUGCCCGUGCACUACACCAAGCUGCCGACACCGCAGCACACCAUCUACACGUACGCGUCCGGCUCGGUGCCGGUCAGCCACGCGCCGAUCGUCUCGCUCGCGGCGAGCACCAGCAGCCAACCGGUCCCGUACUCCUCGCCCUACCACCUACCACCGUACGCCGGCACCAGCGCCGGCCCGACCUACCUUUCCACUGCCCACCCGUCCAGCAGCAUCGCCGCCGGUCCCACCCACCCCCACCACCAGGUGCUGAUGCCGUCGCCGCCUCUAGGUCCGAAGACACCGAAGAGCGUGUCCGACAAGAAGCGAUUCUUCGAGAACGCCAUGGAAGAUCAGCAGAAACCGACGCCCAAAUCAGAAAAAGUCUUCUCUUUCCUAUCGCAAGACGAGGUAGAAAAGCUGAGACAGGAGGAGGAGCGCAAGAUCGCGUCGCUCGGCAAGGACCGGGUGCACCAGCGGUUCGGCGACGAGGAGGACGAGGACGACGACAACCGGUCGGACGGUGGCGACCGGCCGCCCGGCGACAAGUCCGACAUCAACGACAAUAACAUGAGGGAGGAGUCGGCGACGGGUCGGACCGAGGAGGACGAGCAGGGCAGGGUGGCCGGCGGACUGCUGACGGCGGCAUCGCCGCUCGCGAAGACGCCGAUGAGCCGCAUCCCGAUACGGACCGUGAACGCGGAGAAGCGGGCCCGCGCCAGCAACUGCCUGCCGCCGGAGUACGACGAGUCCAAGCUGAGCCCGUCCGAGAUUCGUGCAUUAAGAGCCCAGAAGCGUGCCGCAUGGCGACAGGCUCGCCUAAAGUCGCUCGAAAACGAUGCGCUGCAGGCCCAGAUCAUGAUCCAGACGAUGGCGGCCGGACUCGGGCUGCACGAGGACUCGCUGCUGAACUCGAGCAGCGCCAGCGAAGGCGUCGACGGAAGCUUCUCGCGGAGCGCACUGGCGGCGAGCAAUGUUUCGCCGCUGCCGGCCGCACAGUCACCGUUACCAACGCCGCCCGCACCAUCGGCGGACAACAACGACGAGCACGAGCCGUCCGCCAACGGCGACGACGACGACGACGACGACGACGAUCACCACGAUGGACGGAGCAGCAGUGCGGACGAAGCAGGCGGUGCGGACGAUCGGCUGCAGCGGCGGUUUCCCCGGCUCGCGGUAAAGUCCCGACCGGGCAGCGAGAUCGUCGUGCGCGAGACGGAGAAGGUCGUGGAGGAGAAGGUGACGCGCCGGACCGAGGAGGCACCGGGCGGCGGCCUCCGCACGGUUGAGUACAUUGAGAAGGUCAUCGAAACCGAGGUGGAGACGAUGCGCGAAAAGAUUAUCAUGUUCGAGCUGGAAGAUUCGUCGUCCGCGGACAGCGAGCGGGACGGGGGCGGAAAGGUGGAGGCAAAGAACGGUAUGCCCACCGACCAGGCGGGCGGUACGGGCCGGUGGGUGGACGGGAGCGAGCCGGCAGUCCACCAGCCGGACCAGCCGGUGCAGCUGCAAACGAUCGUCGAGGUGAUCAAUCCGAUGCUGAGCGGGGACGGGCAGCCGAACGACAUUGCGAUCGGCCGGUACAGCGAUGUGGCGUACGGGGAGGAAGACUCGCUGGUGGUGGACGGUGUGGAGGACUCCACCGAUGCCACCACACCAGUCGAGUACGCCGGGCGGUACGCGUACGAGCACGGUGCGUACGAGUCGAUCAACGACAAGAUGAAGCACGUGCUGCGCGAGCUAAAGCAGAACGAGAAGGUGCGGCAGAACCUGUCGAAAAGCUUGACCGAGGAGGAAAUUUUGGCCCUGCAGGCGCAAGAGCUAGCGGAACAGGAGGAAGACGGGCUCGAGGAGGAAGAGGAGGAGGAGGAGGAGGAGGAGGACGUGCGGGAGCAGUACGAGGAGAAGACGGGCGCCAUCGGCACGGUGUUUAUGGUGCGCGAGCGACUGAUCAACGAUUUCUACACCCACCAGACCGAGCUGGCCCACGAGCAGCAGCAGCAGCAGCAGCGAAAGUACCACCAGCAGAAGCUGAUGGACGAUCCGGCCUCGUACCGGGACUGCGAGGUGAUCACGAACCCGAGCGCGGACCGGUUUUCGCCCACGUUCGACCACCAUUCCGGACCGGCGGGCCAGCUGUACCACCAGACGAUCCACUCGGAGAAGCUGCGCGCGGUGUUCGGCAGCGACGAUGGCGACGAGGACGACGACGACGACGACGAGUGCGAGGAGGAGCGGGCGGAGGAUCGGCGGAACGGUAACACGAUCGGGGGGGUGGUCGCACCGGCCACCGAACCGGCGACUGCUGCUGGUGUGGAGGAACAGGAGGAGGAGGAGGAGGACGAGGAAGAGGAUGACGUCAUCAUUGCGCCGUCGAGAGCGGUCGCAGCGACGGCAGCGGUAGAGCCGAGCAACGGGACGAGUAGCAACGCCAGCAGCGCAACUACCGCCACCACCACCACCACCACCACCACCGCCACCGCCGUCCCAUCGUCGACCGGCAACAACAAGCGCAAGAAGCGCAAGGGCAAAAAGAAGAAGUAGAACCCCAGGUAUGGGGAGAGGGCGAGCGAACGAUGAUUAUCUGUAUUCUUCCAGGAGUGUGUGCGCUCCAUCCUUAGCUAAUUGUGUAGAACGAUUUUAACGAAAACAAACGACGAACCCGGUAUAUUGCGUUAGGUUCCUCUUUUUUUGUAUUUUUUUUAUUUUUUUUAUUUUAUUUUAUUUUUUUUUUUUUGGUAAAACGACAGGAGUAAUCAAAAAAGGGGAGAGCAUUUAGUUCAUUUUAACUACUAAUCCCCCUUGUCGGGGGCUCUGCAGCAGCUCUUUUGGAAUACGUCACACAAACAGUCAAAUUCACCGCGAUGGUGUGGUGUGCAGGGCGGGAAAAGAAAUGAUAACAAUGUAAGGGCGCAGCUAAGGCUUACUAUAAUAAGUGUGUUUGUGUGUGUGUGUGAGUGCGCGCGCUUGAUAGGCAGCUUAUUUUUUCUCACUAUUUUUUUUACAAUUAUUAUAAUUCUUCUUCAAUGUCUAAUGAUGCAUUAACUUUUAGCUUAGACAGCUAGAGAAACCGAACGGUUUCCUUUUUUUUUAUUUUUUUAAGGAAGAAUAGUUUAACACAAACGCCCGAAUAGAUAAUAGAAAGAAAGGGAAGAAACGAGACUAUAAUACGUUAUGCACUUCACAUACACGCUACGGAUAUAUAUAUACUUUUCUUUAUUAUAUCAGUUGCAAUAAUUAUCAUCUAACGAAACGUCAUGCCUUCCCGCUUUCUUUCUGUUUACCCUCCUUCCCAGUAGCCCGUUUAUCUCCUAAUAUUUAUCGCGAGACGUGCGAAGGAGUGAGCUUGUUUUUGAAGCACAUGAUAGCUGUUUUAUUAUUAUUAUUACGUUUAGUUUGAUUUCUCGCUUCUUUCUUACCCUUUGUUUUCUAACCACGGAAAAGAAGUUCCACCGCAAAAAAACGCGUUUAUAAUCACUUCUUCUUUUUUUUUGUUUUAAUUAUUGCUUUACAAUUAAGGUUUAUUAUAUUUAGCAUUGUAGCAAACGUUCACAGUGAGCGCGCAGAUACGGCAUGGGAGCCUGGAAGUAGAAUGGGGAGGGGAGGGGGGGGGCGGGGGUGGUAAUGUUGGUCGUGCAAGAGAACACUUUGUGCGUGCAUUGAUUUUAUUAGUGAGUGGAGCGAGUGCCCUAGGAGGAUGGGGCGCGUACACUUAUUUUUCCGUUCGGAUUUCUAAACCUAUCAUCAGCAAGUGAGAGCAGCGCCAAACACAACAUUCCUGUUUUGGGGAGGGCAGGGGCUCAUGUUCUGACCGCCUUUUGCAGCAAGCAGCCUUGUGAAAAUGUUACGCAGUUUUCGUUGGAUGCCUGCACGACCAGUCCGCCCCGGCAUUUCCUCCGGCAAGGCCCUCCUCCAGCCGGGCCUGCGUUCGAGAUGCGCAAACCCCGUUCUUAUGGCAAUAUGUAAACGAAGCGAAAUAAAACAACUAUUUAACUCAAACGCGAGCAAUGUCUAA
Anopheles gambiae (African malaria mosquito) is the source of this 12435-nucleotide messenger RNA. It is a transcript of the gene scrib, whose product is annotated as protein lap4. Gene Ontology annotation, molecular function: protein binding. The record is from RefSeq and is a predicted model, not a curated record. NCBI's taxonomy places the organism in Eukaryota, Metazoa, Arthropoda, Insecta, Diptera, Culicidae. The transcript is spliced from 19 exons. The coding region runs from base 3978 to 10964 and encodes 2328 amino acids. Gene Ontology annotation, cellular component: adherens junction; postsynaptic density; postsynaptic membrane. Gene Ontology annotation, biological process: neurotransmitter receptor transport, endosome to postsynaptic membrane; neurotransmitter receptor transport postsynaptic membrane to endosome.